CAAAUCGUUUUCCGCAUGACGGGUUCAUUCCGCUUCGAAUUCCGCUUCGAAAAUUGCUUCGAAAAUUUCUAAGCGGAAUCUCCGGUUGGACUCCGUUUCGAUUCCGUUUAACCGUUUUUGCACUAGGGCGACACCUGGCGGUGUACAGCGGAGCCUCGAUGACAUUUCGCCGCGUUUCGUCGAAUCGGUUUUGUUGUUGUCUGUUUAACCAAACGUCAUGAUUUUGCUUAGGGAAAAUGGAUUGUGACAUGUUAGAUCCUGUUUAAAAAAGUUUUCGUUCUUGCGCCCGCGUGUUUCUUUUACAGCAAUCGCGGUAGGCCCUUUUGAUUAAAAUUUGCGUGGCAGUCUUUUGUAAAUUUUUCGAAUAGCUAGACAGAAACACGGAAGCUGAGAGGCUGUUCAGGCCGGGAGCUGCUACGACGGUUGGAGGAUAGAGCUCAGGCCGCAGAAAAUCCCGUAUUUUUGAAAAACUGCGGGACCAUCGGCGAAGAGCAAACCGACGAAGAAUUUGAGCCCCGUGAAUGCUCCGGUCCCACUUGCAAGGGACCGAAGGAAAAGAAGCGCAACCUGCCGCAGUCGGAUGCGGAAGUGGGGACGCGGGUCAAACGGGGGUACAUGCCUUCGCCGGCAUCAUUCGCGUCCGCAGCAGACAUGAGCAUGAUGAAAAGUGGCGGCAGCAAGUCGGAAGCAACCGAAGUAGCCGCCCCGCCUCACGCUCACGCCAAGAACAAGCCAACCUGCGUCGUGGGAGGAAAUUCGUCAUCUUCGUCGUGGGAAGCAGCGGUCUACCGGCAGCAUCUACUCAGCUACACGUUUUGGAAAAUUCACCGGGAGUUUUGCUGCCCCCGCAGGACGCCACCCAAGGCCGUGUUUGUAACGCAGGCGCCGUACCAGACGUACAACCGGGUGGUGCCACCGCCGGUCCACAAUGUUUCCAGCAAGCAAAUUCCAACAUCCAGUUUGUUUCGCUAAAUCCAGCCCAGGUUGCCAACAAGCCGCAUCGAUCUGGUCAAGCUAACGGAGCUGCACGGCGAUGGCAAUGGCAAGAUUUCCGAAGGAUUGACCGGGGCCAUCAAGAAUCACGACGUUUUGGAUUGCCAGGGGGAAUACAAACGGUCAGUGCUUUGUUUAUUUUAAAAGGCCAAUAAAAAAAUUGAGGACUUGGGGUCUGGGUUCGGGUGGGUCGUUUAUUUAACGAGAAAUUUGAAUAAAAUUUAUGAAAAAAUCAU
Messenger RNA from Culex quinquefasciatus (southern house mosquito), 1229 nucleotides. RefSeq lists its product as uncharacterized. The record is from RefSeq and is a predicted model, not a curated record. Lineage: Eukaryota; Metazoa; Arthropoda; Insecta; Diptera; Culicidae. Bases 616 to 972 code for a protein of 118 amino acids. The transcript has 2 exons.